This is a messenger RNA of Aspergillus fischeri NRRL 181, 2958 nucleotides long. Its product is annotated as sodium/calcium exchanger protein. Gene Ontology annotation, molecular function: monoatomic cation transmembrane transporter activity. The record is from RefSeq and is a predicted model, not a curated record. The transcript has 2 exons. Gene Ontology annotation, cellular component: membrane. Gene Ontology annotation, biological process: intracellular calcium ion homeostasis; transmembrane transport; monoatomic cation transport. The coding region runs from base 1 to 2958 and encodes 985 amino acids. NCBI's taxonomy places the organism in Eukaryota, Fungi, Ascomycota, Eurotiomycetes, Eurotiales, Aspergillaceae.
AUGGCAAGCAACCUGACUUUGUACCCAAGACGAUCACCGAUCCGUCAGAAACGUCCCUAUUCUGUUCGACCGUUCUAUUGGGCUUUUCUGACGUUAAUCAUUCUUUCGGUGAUCCGCUGGUCUCUGGGGAACUUGAACAAUCCCCCGGCAGCAUCUUCCCCGCUUCAUGUCAAGCGAGGAGCGGACGUCCUGCAAAGCAAUGAUGAGCCAGAGUGCCGUUUGGUCCGUCAAGCCAAGGAUCAAUGCUCCUUCGUCCGUGCCAAUUGCUCCGACCUUGAGGAUGGAUUACUCUCAUAUAUCCAGCUGUACUAUUGCACAUUUGCGAACGCCAAACCUAUAGCUUUCAUCGUCCUCAUCUUGUGGCUAUCCUUGCUUUUCAGCACCAUAGGUAUUGCUGCAAGCGACUUCUUGUGUAUAGAUUUGAGUACCUUGGCCAGCAUUCUCGGGAUGAGUGAGAGUUUGACCGGUGUCACAUUUCUCGCAUUUGGAAAUGGCAGCCCCGAUGUCUUCUCGACGUUUGCUGCCAUGAGGUCAAACAGCGGUAGCCUGGCCAUAGGGGAGCUGAUCGGUGCUGCGAGCUUCAUUACGUCGGUAGUGGCAGGCUCCAUGGCCCUGGUUCAGCCGUUCAAGGUUGCCCGGCGGAGCUUCGUCCGGGACGUGGGAUACUUUGUCAUUGCUGUCAGCUUCAGUAUGGUUCUUCUAGCUGAUGGAAGGCUUCAUGCCUGGGAAUCGGCAACUAUGGUUGGCCUGUAUUGUUUCUACGUGGUCUUGGUUGUCACUUGGCACUGGUACCUUGUACGGCGCCGUCGGGCCUACGAGAGGAAUUUAGCUGCGCGGGCUCACUUCCACAUCCCAGAAAACCAAGAGUUGGAAAUUGAAGAAGAGGUGGAAGAGGACCCCGGCGUUGCGUCGGAGUCGAGAAGUCUUCUCCGCGGACCGUCGACCGAAGAUUUCGACGCAUUGCAAGGAUCCGAUUUGCCGGCUUGGAAAGAUGGUGACGAGGAUGAUGACGCGCGCAACCGCUAUCUCGCUGAAAUAAGUGAGAAUAUGCAUGUAUUCCGCCCCUCUACGCGCAGGCGCAACACCUUCAAUCCCAUCAGGCCCAGCCUCGUUGGGGCGCUGGAGUUCCAGACCGUACUCUCUUCGCUGCAGAAGUCCCGUAACAUCAAUCGGGGCACACCCAUUGGGCUCGACAGAUAUUUUGAUAAUCCAGAACUUGCGCGCGCGCCUUCACCACUCCAGGACAAUUUAUCAGUCGCAUCCCAUCCCCGAACAAGCAGACCCUCCGGGAACAACCGUCUUCUAUCGCCGAAUAGUGCAGCAGGCUCCUCUCGAGUUCGUGCUGUGUCUGCCAACGAUGCUGCGGGGCUUAAGCUGGAUACCAGCGUCUUCACUUCCGGCACGCCACAGCCUCGUGUGACCGUUAGUCGACCUUCCGGAACCGAAGAGACGUUUCAGCCUCAGAUAUCCCAAACUGACCAGACCUCAGCAACUCUGUCAUUACCAUCCUCUGGCAGACCCUCGCGGGAUUCAAGUAUAGCAGGUGCCGCCCGGUCUGCCAGCCCCGAUUUACUUGCACCACCAGGUACCUUCCACUCACCAAACUACCAGGCGGACUCUCCCCUUACGCGGUCCCCGCUGGACGUCUCCCCACUAGGGACUUCAUAUGCCACGCGCGGAGCUAAAGUUGCUCCGGAAAGUCCCUCCAGCCCGUUUCCUGCUUUUCCAGACGCCAUCGAUUCCAUGCAAUCAAGGGCGCCAAGCAUACGUCUUCCGGCCCCUGCCAGCCCUACAGAGACGUUGCAAGUUCAUGACAACGACUUUGAGGAUGAAGGUCAUCGGUCGUCAUUGCUUUCCCCAUGCUGCAUCGCGAGGUCCGUUAUGCCGGUGCUCUUCCCGACCUUGGUUGACUGGAGGACCAAGAGCCUCCUAGAACGACUGUUGGGGGUCGUUGCAGCGCCAAGUGUGUUACUACUCACAAUUACUCUUCCUGUUGUGGAACCAGCACAACCUGAAGGAGAACCCGCGCGUAAUAUAUUACCCUCUGCGGACGGUGGAGAGUCGGCAGCACCCCGAGUGAGACUGCCGGAAGACAGCCCACUUAUUCGAACUUUAGACCGUGAUCUGGGCGAUCAGGAUGUGGGUUCGCUCGCGGGCAAAGCUCAGUCGCUACAAGAAAGGCGACGAUGGGACUCCGAAUUGCCUGCCCUCGAGCCGCCAACCCAAUCAGCUUCUCAGCCGAAAGAUUGGUGCCAGUGGCUGCUUUGCGUACAGCUCUUCAUGGGGCCCUUUUUUGUCGCCUUGAUCGCAUGGACUACGAUGGAUCCCGAAAUGAAAGCCCGCAAUCUGCUCCUCUCAACCUUGUGCUCCCUUCUUUUCUCAUUUCUAUGUCUUGCUUGCCUUGUGGUGAGUACAAGGAAUGGCCACUCCUCGCGGCCUUCCUCUUUUUGGCGCCCCUUCCUGGCCAUGUUGGGCUUCGUAGUCGCAAUCUUUUGGAUCGCAACCAUAGCCACGGAAGUGGUCAGCCUUCUCAAGACUUUUGGGGUCAUUCUGAAUAUUAGCGACUCCCUCUUAGGGCUUACUGUGUUCGCUGUGGGGAACUCGCUUGGUGAUCUUGUCGCCGAUAUUACCGUUGCCCGCCUAGGAUACCCAGUCAUGGCUUUGAGUGCCUGUUUUGGAGGACCGAUGCUAAAUAUCCUGUUGGGAAUUGGCCUGGGCGGUCUUUACAUGACCGUGAAAGCGAAGCCAGAAACGAAAGCCGUUCGUCAGGGUUCUUACGAGAUUGCUAUCUCUAAGGUCCUGGUCAUUAGUGGCGCUACACUUCUGACUACUUUGCUCCUUUUGCUGAUUGUCGUUCCAUUGAAUAAUUGGAGAAUGGAUCGAAAAAUCGGCUGGGGUCUGAUCAUUUUAUGGGCCUGCAGCACGUUAGGGAACGUAAUCGCUGAGGUCCUUAACUAG